AGGUCUAAAUUCGCAAAUAUAACAAUAAUUUAUUAUCUACUCAAUUCAAACAUAAAUCUGAUCCAAGUGUUCAUCCUGACUGAUGUUUUUAAACAUCUUAAUCCUGACAAUUACUUUUUAGCAUGACACAGUCAGCAAAAUUCACGUUCAAUGCAUUUGAUGAUUUCAUCACAAAAUCUUUCGAAGAACUUUGCACUUAUGAGGAAAUAUUCAGAAAUCAAAUUGUCGUGGAAACAUUUACAGAGUUCGUGGAAAAGAACAAGGAAAAUUUGCAAAACAUAUUUUUAGCUGUAACCGGAGCUCAAUGUAAUCAACAAUUUUUAAACAAUGGACUGGAUUAUUUAGAAUUAGAACAGCAAAACCUGGAUAGAGGAAUAACUUGCUUCGAAAAUAAUUUUAGGGGCCCCGAGUAUUUAACCCCCAAAGAUGUAGCUAGAGUAGAUUUAUAUGAUUUUUUACUAUGUGUUAGAACAAAAAUGGCAAAUAUUGGAGAUAUGGUAGAACACAUGAAUUCUGAAAUAAGAGAAGAGAAGAAAAAUAUCAAGAAAAACCCCAUAGAAAAAUUGGCUCAGAUAAUGAUGAAACAUUUGAACCUUUUAGAAGCUUUGGAAACAAAAAUCUUGUGGUUGAACGAAGAAGUGCAAAGAAUAUUGUUUGUCCAAAUGAUAAUAAUGAAGAAAUUUAAUCUAAAAUUCAAACUAUGUUAAUAUUUUAUGAUGGGAUAAAGACCGAAUAAGGAAUUUUAA
This is a messenger RNA of Coccinella septempunctata (seven-spotted ladybird), 746 nucleotides long. RefSeq lists its product as uncharacterized. NCBI's taxonomy places the organism in Eukaryota, Metazoa, Arthropoda, Insecta, Coleoptera, Coccinellidae. The transcript has 4 exons. The coding region runs from base 123 to 707 and encodes 194 amino acids. The record is from RefSeq and is a predicted model, not a curated record.